UGACAAAGACAUUCAACAGGUUGAAUCGGAAAGUAAACACGGCUUAGUUUAGUUACAGUUUCCUAAGUUAUUAAGCAGUUGCAGUUGAAUAUUUCAAAAAAGUAGUUCUAUAAUGGCUGGCACAAAGUUUUUGACUCUCAACAAUGGAGUGAAAAUGCCGUUAAUUGGUAUUGGCACCUGGCAGUCCAGCGAUGAGGAAAUUGAGACGGCAAUCGAUGCUGCUUUAGAGGCCGGCUAUCGUCAUAUUGACACAGCUCCUGUCUAUGGCAAUGAGGUGGCAAUUGGCAGAGUUCUCAAGCGUUGGCUGGAUGCUGGAAAAGUAAAACGCGAAGAUCUAUUUAUUGUAACCAAACUGCCGCCAAUUGCCAAUCGCCCACACGAAGUGGAGGGUGUUAUCAAGAAAUCUCUGGCAGAUCUACAAUUGGACUAUGUGGAUCUCUAUUUAAUCCAUACACCAUUUACUGUGAAUAUUAAUGAGGACGGCAGUUUUAAACUAGAUAAAGAUGGUUUAAUAGAAGUGGAUGUCACUACGAAUCAUGCUGCCACCUGGGUUGAGAUGGAAAAGCUAGUAGCAAACGGUUUGGCCAAAUCGAUUGGUGUGUCCAAUUUCAGCAAGGAUCAGGUGGCACGACUGUUGAAAAAUUGCAAAAUACCACCAGCAACCAAUCAGAUCGAACAUCAUGUAUAUCUCCAGCAACGUGAUUUGGUUGACUUUUGUAAGGCGGAAAAUGUUGCCAUUACGGCCUACUCUCCUUUGGGCUCCAGAGGCAUUGCCAAAUUCAAUGCUGGGGCAGGUGUGGUGCGUGAUGUGCCUGAUUUGCUGGAUAUACCCGAAGUCAAGGAAAUAGCUGCUGCCCAUGGCAAGUCUCCAGCUCAGGUGCUUUUGCGGUGGAUAAUCGACACUGGUGUCAUUGCUAUACCCAAAAGCUCCAAUCCGAAACGUUUAAAGGAAAAUCUCGAUAUAUUUGAUUUCCAACUGACUUCAGGGGAGGUUGACAAACUUUUGGCCCUAGACAAGAAUAUACGCGUCUGUGACUUUGCCUUCUUCCAUGGUGUGGAAAAGCAUCCGGAGUUCACUUUCAAGAAUCAAUACACCAAUUAAUCUGUAUACAUAAACAUUUGUAUAUCUUAUUAUUUAAUAGUUAUAGCACCGCAUGCAUUAUAUUCGCAUAUUUUCGUUGUAUAUCGUA
Drosophila willistoni is the source of this 1190-nucleotide messenger RNA. RefSeq names its product 1,5-anhydro-D-fructose reductase. The transcript is spliced from 5 exons. Lineage: Eukaryota; Metazoa; Arthropoda; Insecta; Diptera; Drosophilidae. Gene Ontology annotation, cellular component: cytosol. The record is from RefSeq and is a predicted model, not a curated record. Bases 113 to 1102 code for a protein of 329 amino acids. Gene Ontology annotation, molecular function: aldose reductase (NADPH) activity.